Molecule: messenger RNA, 1744 nt
Organism: Bradysia coprophila
Lineage: Eukaryota; Metazoa; Arthropoda; Insecta; Diptera; Sciaridae
Gene: Arr2
Product: arrestin 2
Biological process (GO): signal transduction; G protein-coupled receptor internalization
Cellular component (GO): cytoplasm
Molecular function (GO): G protein-coupled receptor binding
Source: RefSeq, a predicted model, not a curated record
AAUAACUUCGCACUUCUGUCUGGUAGGUUUUCCAGUAACGAAACAGAAAUCGAAAAUAUUUUUCCUACGAUUUCCUCUUCAUUCACUCAAAUUCCGAAACAAUCUCAGUUCCAAAAAUGUUGCCAAUACUUAGCUUAAUCAUGGUUGUGGCUGUAAAAGUCUUCAAGAAGACUACCCCCAAUGGAAAGGUUACUUUCUACUUGGGAAAACGUGAUUUCAUCGACCAUUUGGACUAUUGUGAUCCCAUUGAUGGUGUCGUGGUUGUGGACAGUGACUACUUAAAAGGACGAAAGGUUUACGGUCAACUGAUUACCACAUAUCGAUAUGGAAAGGAAGACGAUGAAGUUAUGGGUGUCAAAUUCUCCAAGGAGAUGGUCUUGGCUCGUGAACAAAUCGUGCCAAUGAUCAAUCAGAAAAUGGAAAUGACACCAUUGCAAGAACGAUUGGUUAAGAAACUGGGUCAAAAUGCUUUCCCCUUUACGUUCCAAUUUCCACAAACAUCUCCCAGCUCAGUAACUCUUCAAGCUGGCGAAGAAGAUGAGGGAAAACCAUUGGGUGUUGACUAUACCAUUAAAUGUUACGUUGGCGAAACUGAAGAAGAUAAGGGACAUAAGCGUAGCCAAGUCAGCUUGACUAUUAAGAAGCUUCAAUAUGCCCCAGCUACCAGAGGUCGUCGCCUUCCCAGUUCAUUGGUUAGCAAAGGAUUUACAUUCUCUCAAGGAAAAAUCAACUUGGAAGUUACUCUUGACCGAGAAAUCUACUAUCAUGGAGAGAAGGUUGCAGCUACGGUUGUCAUCACAAACAAUUCACGUAAAACUGUGAAGAACAUUAAAUGCUUUGCAGUUCAACACUGUGAGGUAACAAUGGUCAAUGCUCAAUUCAGCAAACAUGUUGCCUCACUUGAAACUCGCGAAGGAUGCCCCAUUACACCAGGUGCCAAUUUCUCGAAAACAUUCUUCUUGGUUCCUCUUGCUUCAAGCAACAAAGAUCGUAGAGGAAUCGCCCUCGAUGGUCAUCUAAAGGACGAAGAUGUGAAUCUUGCCUCAUCAACAUUGGUCGGUGAUGGUAAAUGUCCAUCCGACGCUAUGGGUAUUGUCAUUUCGUACUCCGUACGCAUCAAAUUGAACUGCGGCACACUCGGUGGCGAACUAACAACCGACGUUCCAUUUAAAUUGAUGCACCCAGCACCCGGAACCGUUGAGCGUGAACGAGUGAAUGCAAUGAAGAAAAUGAAAUCGAUUGAGAGACAUCGAUACGAAAAUUCUCAUUAUGCCGAUGAUGAUGACAAUAUUGUCUUUGAAGAUUUCGCAAGACUCCGAAUGAAUGAACCAGAAUAAAUGGCUGGAAUCUGUUGAACAUGGUGGAGUUCGUGGUCUGCGACCUUGUAAAAUAAUUUUUCUUUUUUUUUCUUUUUGACUGUUUAAGCAUUUCCUAAUUAGUCAAUUAUCUUUCGUUACGUUAACUUUUUGCGUUUCAAUGUGAAGGCUGCUCUUGUAGGCGUAGACACUGUAUUUUUUAAAAAUUAAUUUUUAUUUUUUUCUUGUUCUUAACAAAAACAAAAACCGAACCAGAUGUGAAUUCUAUAAACGAACGAAACCAAUUCCAUUUGACGAAUGGAAUUCAUGGAUGUUGUAGAGAACUAAAUUUUACUCCGAACCUACUUUAACACUCUGAAUACAUUCUACCUAACAAUUAUGUUAAAUUCAUUUGAGUUGACGAAUAAAGUUUAGUUUGUGAAUAUAUA